UUAGUUUUGGCUUGCUUAGUAACGUCUGUGAUGGAUUGUCUGUGAAAAAAGUAUAUUUUGCCGCCAGAAUGGAUGUUUCAAAGCAAUUAACUCGAGUUCUCGAAAAGAAAGGAUUUUCUUCGGUGAACAAAUAUGAGUUAAUGUGCCUUGAGAACCAGGCAAAAGACAAUGGCCCUGAUGAGGAGAGAACCAGACUGUCCUUCCAGGUCCUCGAUGACCUCAUUCCUAAGCUUGGUGUCUACACACGUAUCUUUGCCAAGGUCAGGGACGACCUUUAUGCAUCAGUUUACAGUGAAAACCUGACGGCACAUAAAGAUGGCAGUAUUGCCCAGAUUCCGUACUACACUCAAGUCAGACGUAUCCAUGACGAACAUGAUGACAAACUAGACGUUGUCACCGAACAGUUAGAUAUUGUCAAACAAAGAUUAUUUGAGAAACACAAGCAGCUGGAGGACAGUCAACAGAAAGGAGCCAUGCUAGAGGAGCGCAUUGAAGAAAUGAACCAAAGACUUGUCAUGGUAGAUAGCAUGCUCACAGAUAAAACCUCCGAUAUUGUCAGACUGGAGGAGGAGCUAGCUGAGGAACAAGAAAAGGGUGAGCAGACACAGGCACGGUUGGAUGGUGAUGUAGACGAUCUCCGGGAAUCUCUGGAGGAGGCCCACGGUGAAAUUGAGUACCUGUCCCGAUACAAAAAAGGCUAUGAUGAUCUGUACAAUGCAUUUCUGGACCAGCCUGAAAUAGACGAUUUGCCCAAAAAGAACCUGAGACCUGUCAUAUCUACCAAAAGGGCUAACCUGAUGACAAACAUCGAGGCUGCCCAGCGUCUGGAGGAACAAAUCAUGAGUGUGAUGAACACAGCAGUGGAAGAGUUUGACAAGUUCCUAGAAGAGCAUAAAGAAGAGCUACAGAAGAUUGAGAUUCGUGACGAUCUGACCAAUGCUGAGUUUGAGGUCCAGGAGAUGGACAUUGAGCAGGCUGACCAAGAGCUGGAGGCAAUGCAGGACAGGUUCAGGAAUACAGUGGGAGACAUCAGCAAUGAGCUCCAGCUCCUCAAACAACACGGCACCAUGUUGAUGGAGCAGCUACAGACCCUGGAGCAGAACAAACCAACACUUGUAAAGAGAAAUAGAGAGAGAUCCAAGUUCUCUGACACCAAUAUCCAGCCAGGUUUGGGGAAGUCAGACUCCAUUUUGUCUGUUGGUCUCCAAGACACAGAGGCUGAUGAGGAGGGGGAUGCAGAUCCAUUUAUCCCCCAGGAGCGGGUUUUUGCCAAAUAUGCUGCCAUGCUGUACACCUCUAAUAACAUGUCUAAGUCAUUUGAGGAGUUUAAGGAUGCCAAGUUCUGCUCCAGCUGUGGUGAAAAGACCGUGAUAUGUCCACACAAGUUGCCUGGUGUUGACAAGGUCAUUGUUCUCCCACACAACACGACCCACAUCAAAAUCACACGGCCAAAGGUCCGAAUCAACAAGGAACUCAUCGAUGAGAUGAUGAAGCCGCGUAGUCCAGAGCUGUCCUUCGACAUGCCGUCCACAGCAGCAUCCUACAGUCGCCCCCGUAUGGACAGUAGUGUGAUGACCAUCCAGACUCCGGCCACCUCUAGGGAGAGUCCAAGUCUAGUGGGCAGUGAGGCUCAUAUGGAUGGGUUUACAGGGAGACCACAACACACCAUGCACAGGCUGUUUGAUGACUACAAGGACAGAACUCACUUGGAGAGGAACAUUCCACGACAACUCUCCCUGGAACGAACACUGUCCCAGGUGGAGCAAUUUUGGGCAUACAUGAUCUGGACAGACGAGAAUGGUGACGAGAAUGACCUUCACCACUCGACCUUGGACCAUGUGUACCUGUAUAUGAGGGAGCGAUACAUCAUAGAAGAUAUCAUGUUCCUAUGUGCUCAUGACUUUUUAUCCUCAGUGGCAGAGUCAGGGGCAAUAAAUAAGACAGUCCAUGUGUUUGGCCACAUCCUUGCUGGUAACCUGGACGGAGCUGUGUUCCGCUACGCCAUGUUGAUGUCAGAUUUCAUUCAGGCCGUGGAAUGGAAGGAGGUGGAGGACUUCCGAGCGUUUGCCUCAGUUGUCUACCCUUUCCUUGGGGAGGAUGAUGUGGAGACCCUACAGAUGAGCUACACCUCCUUCAGUGAGAACAGAAUCUCAGAACAACUUGUCUGCCAGUUCCUUAUGCACCUGAUUCUCAAGUACAGGGAGCCAUGUUUCCAGGAGAUGGAGCACAAGAUCCUGCCAUUCCAGACUCAGGAGAGCGGUCAGCCCACGCUCAAUGAUAAGGAGUUUAAAGAAGCCAUUGACGCCGUUGUACCCCUGGCCAGUGAUAAACUCCGAAACAGACUGUUUUACGAGUCAGAGAAAGCUGUCAGGAUUGAUGGGUUCCAGGGGAAGGUCCCCAUUAUGAGACUGUCACAGAUUUGUGGUUACCUGUACCUACUCCAGAUUGCAAAUGUGACACGUGAAAAUGUAGCCAAUAAAGUAAUACAAUGGAGAGAACGGCCCCAUAGCUCAGGUUCAGAAAAGAAAACCCAUGAGUUACAAUUGGUUGAGACUGAUGAGCCAUUGAUCACGAUGAUGUCUGUCAAGAACCUGGCCACAAACAUUGCAAGGAGGCUGGUCGCCCGUACACUCAGAAUUGAGAAGCUUCGAUCGGAGGACUAGAAUUCGACAGGAGAGAGUGGAAAAUCAACAGGACUUGGAAUGGUACAGCUAGGAACCGGAAAGAGUGGGACCCAGGAGUGGCAUUGGAACCGGAAAUAGAAAGAUCUAGGAGUGGCAUAGGAACCAGAAAUAGAAGGAUCCGGGAGGCGGCUUUGACAGGGAACUGUGGAAUCAUGUUAAUAUACAGCCAUCCUUUAUUACAACAAACCUGGAUCAUUGUUGUAGAUUGACAGCUUUAUUAUAAUGAACUGUGAUCAAUGCAACAACUAUCAUGAUUUUACCCAUGACAAUUUAAGUUAAUUGGACUACGAGUAAUGUAAUUAUUUCCAAGUUUGUCAUACAAUGUUGAUGUAACAGUAUUACGUUGUAAACCUUUAGAUUGUCAAACGUCAAUUAUUUUAAAACCUUUUUUGGGGUUUACAAAAAAAGAGUGUCAUUUUAAAUUUUAAAACCGACUUUAGGUUAUAUUUAAUUAUUUCAUACGUAUUAUUAGAGAUUUCAUAGGUUAUAUUUACCGUGUGUGACACUAUUUUGUGACACCAAAUGCGGUUACCCUAUGUCUACAAUGUACAAACUCAUCGGACAUGGCCAGAAUAUGUUCCCUGUCUGUAGGACUAGACAUACACGGUUGUCUUAACUAUUUCAAGAUAGUUAUUAUUUCAAGACAAACACAGAGAGCAUGAUAUAUUAUUUAUGUUCUAUAUAUUUUUACCUGUGAUAUAUUGAUGCAUGUUUUACCUACUGAAACUAAGAGUAUACAUUUCUGUAUGUUAAGUGUGAAACGGUGUAUAUUUAUGUAUGUUGAAUAAAUGUUAUUGUUGA
Messenger RNA from Mizuhopecten yessoensis (Yesso scallop), 3485 nucleotides. RefSeq lists its product as uncharacterized. The coding region runs from base 69 to 2663 and encodes 864 amino acids. The transcript is spliced from 24 exons. The record is from RefSeq and is a predicted model, not a curated record. Lineage: Eukaryota; Metazoa; Mollusca; Bivalvia; Pectinida; Pectinidae.